Messenger RNA from Exophiala oligosperma, 3479 nucleotides. RefSeq lists its product as uncharacterized. Bases 412 to 3201 code for a protein of 929 amino acids. NCBI's taxonomy places the organism in Eukaryota, Fungi, Ascomycota, Eurotiomycetes, Chaetothyriales, Herpotrichiellaceae. Gene Ontology annotation, biological process: protein phosphorylation. Gene Ontology annotation, molecular function: protein binding; protein kinase activity; ATP binding. The record is from RefSeq and is a predicted model, not a curated record. The transcript has a single exon.
CAUGUCCAUGUCAAUCUUUCAGGGACAUCCUUUUCCUCCACUCGUUGACGUUUCAGAUCCGAAGAGGAUGAUGCAAGCGUUCCCUCUGCCAGUAACACAGCAACUACUCGAGAAGACCUCGCUCGCCGCUGGCCCAGCUUACAACUUCCAGACUUCCAGGCUCAUCUGUUCCUCUUGACACUGUCGCAGCCAUUUCCCAGAUCAAUUCCCGAAGAGUUCUUGUGUGUUUCAGCGUACGGAGGUCCUUUACUCGACACAUGAUCUCGACCUGUUCGCAAGAACCACUAGCUUGUCCCCCUUCCCCGUCGCUCCUCGGCCUGCGUUGUUCCCUGUGAAAUGCGGACCUGGUAGAAAAGAGACGAGUGUAUCACAAUCCCUGCGGCAGGCAUCAUCAAUAAAAUCGCAGUCACAAUGUUGGCUUCCAAACCACCAUACACGGUCCCGACUAUCCCAACUACUACUCAGCAGAUUCCUGUUCGAAAUUUCUCGGAGGCCACGCAGAGAACCCAGAUGUCUUCGCUGGCUCUUCAGGAUGGGCUGUUUACUUCCCCUACCGAUUCCGAGUUCUCCGAUGUCUAUGAUGGGCUGGAAUCGAUAAGAGCAUGGGAUGAGAAGAAAGUUGGGGAAUGGUUACACACUAUUCGAUGCGGGCAAUACGAAUCGCUGUUUCAAGCCAACAACUUCACGGGAGAGAGUCUGUUGGAAUGUGACCAGAAGAUCCUCUCGGAAAUGGGCAUCAAGAAAAUUGGUGAUCGUGUACGCAUCAAUGUUGCGAUCAAACAGCUUCGCAACAAAUCCUCAUUACUACGCACGAGGAGGAACCGUGAUUCUUUGGCGAUUCUCGAUGGGUUUGCAGGCACACCUUCAUCAUCUGAUUCGCCUCGAACGCAUGCCUCAAAAUCACAAUCCGGUAGUGCGAAGAGGUUUUCCCGCCAGAUCGAUGCGUCUGCUCUGCAAAACUUCAAUUCAGCAAGCACAGGAUUCAAAGUCGGCUCACGUCCGAGUUCGCCGUUGGCUGAUAUACACAGCGCAGGCUUGCGGGCACACCGAUUCGCAGGAAGUCCCCUGGAUAAUAGCAGAACUGGCCAAACCACUGGCUACUUCAGUCAGCCAGGUUCAGCCAGUUCAACAUCUGGGAAGCGACCCGAGAAUUCACCCCAGGUUACGACUGUCCCCUCCAGAGCCAAUCACCUGAGACAAAACUCUAGUAUCGAUGGUCUCACCGCGGGUGGCUUGCCCAUAGGGUCUCCUGUCAUAAAGAUAAUUCACAAUGGUGGACAGACGAAAGUCGUCAACAUCAAGUAUUGCAAAACUGCGGACGAUGUGACCUCGACCGUGCUGAAGAAGCUGCUUCUCCCAGAGACUCACUUUCGAAACUACUGCUUCUAUCUGUUGACUGGUCUUGAUCCGGAUCCUUCUGCCUGUCGCCGCAUUGGUGACUCGGAACUGAUGAAAAUCUGUAGCGAUUCGGGCCGGACUGAGAGAAAUAGAUUAAUAUUACGAAAGAUCAAUGAUGGGCUUCCCGACGCCGAUGACCUACGCAAAGCAGCCAAGAUUGCGAAUGAUGAACAACAGAUUCUGCACAAUAAUGCCCUACAGACGAACAACAUGCGAAAUCAGAUCAAGCUUCAAAAGCUUACCGGCGAAUCGUGGCAUCACAUUCAAACUCCAAUGUCACCAGUCACGACAACCGACCGGAAUCGUAACAUCAUGGCAACUGCUGAUGAUCUCGAGCGUCAAGAAGCGCAACAGCAUCUGCGUAUCCAAAGCAACCAAAGCACCAAGUUACGGUCGUUUUUCGGCGCUAGACCCCCGAGCGAGAUGAUCGUCCAGGAAUUGACAACCUACUUUCCUGCUCAUCAGCGUGAAGACAUUGAGAAGACUAUGCGCAUGUCAGUUCGCCGUUCACAGCGCAUGAGCCGCGCAGCAAGUCGUUUGAGCGUCAUGAGCAAUGUCAGCUAUGCCUCAAGCCUAAAAGAUGCUCCUCCAGUACCCAGCAUUCCCAGCAUUGCUGAAUCCUGGCUCGCCCAGACUCCAGGACAGCCUAGGACGCCCGCAACGCGACCCUUGUCCGUAAUGUCGACCAGAUUCAACCUGCCUACCUCCUCAUUCCGAGAUUCAAUUGCAUCCUCGACACUACAUCCUUUGCAGGAGGAAUCCCCAGUAGAGCCAAAUCGAAAAUCUUACGUGUCCUUCGAUAGUGGAUCAGACACUGCACUUGGAGGCGAGCUAGUCAGGAGUAGUUUCAUCGAUGAUGGAGCUGGCACUCUUGGCUCCGAUGUCGUUAACGAACGUCUGUCUGUCAUUGUCGCCGAGGAUGGCGAGGAGGAAGAUCAAGCUCUGACCUCCUUCCUCAAAGGCAACAGUUUCGAUAAGCAGAAUUGGAUGAAAGGUGAUCUUAUCGGCGAGGGUUCAUUUGGCAGUGUUUACCUGGCCUUGCACGCUGUCACUGGAGAGCUCAUGGCCGUCAAACAAGUCGAACUACCAAAUGUGGCCAAGGGAACUGAAAGCGACAAGAAGAAAACAUCCAUGAUUGCUGCCCUCAAACAGGAAAUUAAUUUGCUGCAAGGGCUUCGCCACCCUCAUAUUGUUCAGUACCUUGGCACAUCGUCCGAUGAAGAACAUCUGAACAUUUUCCUAGAGUAUGUCCCUGGUGGAUCAAUCGCAGGGAUGCUCAAACAGUACAAUACCUUCCAGGAACCCUUGAUCCGCAAUUUUACCCGCCAAAUUCUCGAGGGCUUGUCCUACCUUCAUACACGAAAUAUCAUUCAUCGUGACAUCAAGGGCGCCAAUAUCCUUGUUGACAACCGCGGUGCCGUCAAGAUUUCGGACUUCGGUGUAUCCAAGAAAACAAACUUUAAUGGAAUGAAUUCCGUGCCUGGGACGAGAACCUCGUUGCAAGGUAGUGUUUUCUGGAUGGCGCCGGAAGUUGUUAGGCAAUCUGGACAAUCCAUCAAAUCUGACAUCUGGUCUGUCGGAUGUUUGAUAGUUGAGAUGUUCACAGGAGCCAGGCCAUUCCCCAGCAUGACGACUCUGCAGACACUGUUCGCCGUCGGCAGCAACAAUGAGAAACCUACAAUUCCUGAAAACGCAAGUGAAGACGCGAAGAAAUUCUUGGACCAAACAUUUGAGGCAGAUCAUGAGAAGAGGCCGGGUGCAGAUGAGCUGUUAAAGGAGAAGUUUUUGCAACCUAUGGCUUGAAUCUGAGUUGAAAGCCCAACCACGGCGAAUACCUCGUCUACUGGUGGAAGGUGGCAAGGACACUGAGCGGUGUCCGGUCAAACAUGGCAGACAUAUGGUUCUUUGUACGACUCUUGGCGUGGGAGUGGUCUGCCAGAUGGGUUAUUUCAGACACAGACUGACAUGUAUCAAGGUUUUUGAGCUGAAGAUAGAGAGAGAGACGGAUACUUAUGACCUGAGGACGUAAUUUUCCCUCUACAUUUAUUGUACGAGUUAUUAAUGCAUACCUUCUGCUUGAG